This is a messenger RNA of Erigeron canadensis, 2177 nucleotides long. Its product is annotated as protein NSP-INTERACTING KINASE 1-like. NCBI's taxonomy places the organism in Eukaryota, Viridiplantae, Streptophyta, Magnoliopsida, Asterales, Asteraceae. The transcript has 11 exons. Gene Ontology annotation, molecular function: protein binding; protein kinase activity; ATP binding. Bases 132 to 2012 code for a protein of 626 amino acids. Gene Ontology annotation, biological process: protein phosphorylation. The record is from RefSeq and is a predicted model, not a curated record.
CUUGGGUCUAUCAGAUUAUUGUGUAAAAUGGGCAUCAUCAAGUUUUAAACUUUAACCAUAUAAAACUCAAAAACAAGUCCAUUUUGAUUGCAUUCCAUCAUUAAAUCACUUGCAUUUCAAGUUUCUUUGAAAUGAGAUUUCAAAGAAAGAUUGGUGCUUUUUGUUUCUUGAUAUGUUUCUUGUGGCUUUUUGAUUAUUCAAAUUGCUUGCUUUCACCUAAAGGUGUAAACUUUGAAGUGCAAGCUUUAAUAAGCAUAAAAGCUUCAUUAUUGGACCCUCAUGGUGUACUUGAAAAUUGGGAUGCUGAUUCUGUUGAUCCAUGUAGCUGGACUAUGGUUACUUGCUCUUCAGAAUCUUUAGUUAUUGGUUUGGGAACACCUAGCCAAAAUUUAUCUGGCACACUUUCACCAAGCAUUGGGAACUUAACCAAUCUUCAAAUUGUAUUGUUGCAGAAUAAUCAUAUUACAGGGCCAAUCCCAGUAGAACUUGGCAAACUUAAGAAACUUCAAACAAUUGAUCUUUCUGAUAACCAUUUCACCAAUGAAAUCCCUUCUUCUUUAGGCCAGUUGACAAGUCUCCAAUACAUGAGGCUCAACAACAAUAGUCUUUCUGGACCAAUUCCACAAUCAGUAGCCAAUAUGACCCAACUUGCCUUUGUGGACUUAUCUUUUAAUAACUUAAGUGGACCAGUUCCCAGGUUUCCUUCCAAGACCUUCAACAUUGUAGGGAAUCCUUUAAUAUGCCAAACAGGAGCUGAAAGAGAAUGCCAUGGAAUAACACUUAUGCCCAUUUCAAUGACUUUAAACACUACUGAUCAAGAUGCUUACACUUUGCCACGACAAAAAAGUCACAAAGUUGCUCUCGCCAUCAGUACAAGCCUUGGAUGCAUCUCUUUGCUCAUCUUUGGCCUCGCGUUAAUUUGGUGGAGGCGAAAACAUAGUCAAGAACCUUUCUUCGAUGUCAAAGACCGGCAUCAUGAGGAAGUUUCGUUAGGAAAUCUACAGAAAUUCCAGUUCAGGGAACUUCAGAUUGCAACACAUAACUUUAGCAAUAAGAACAUAUUAGGGAAAGGAGGUUAUGGGCAUGUCUAUAAAGGGCAACUCAAUGAUGGGACGUACGUAGCAGUGAAGCGCCUUAAAGAUGGUGGUGCCGCCGGAGGAGAAAGACAGUUUCAGACAGAAGUUGAGAUGAUCAGCUUAGCAGUACAUCGGAACCUUCUCAGAUUAUACGGGUUCUGUAUGACUCCAACAGAAAAGCUCUUGGUCUACCCUUAUAUGUCCAAUGGCAGUGUUGCUUCGCGUCUGAAAGCAAAACCGGUCUUAGAUUGGGGAACACGAAAGAAAAUUGCAUUAGGGGCAGCCAGAGGAUUGUUAUAUCUUCAUGAACAAUGUGACCCAAAAGUUAUUCAUAGAGAUGUGAAAGCUGCAAAUAUAUUGCUUGAUGAUUAUUGUGAGGCGGUUGUUGGUGACUUUGGGUUAGCAAAGCUUCUAGACCAUCAAGAUUCUCAUGUUACCACUGCAGUUCGUGGCACAGUCGGCCAUAUAGCACCAGAGUAUCUCUCCACUGGGCAGUCAUCGGAAAAAACUGAUGUUUUUGGAUUUGGAAUCCUUCUCCUUGAACUUAUAACCGGACAACGAGCUUUAGAGUUUGGCAAAGCUGCUAACCAGAAAGGAGCAAUGCUUGAUUGGGUGAAAAAAAUUCAUCAAGAAAAACAAUUAGAUAUUUUAGUUGACAAAGACUUGAAGAGCAAUUAUGAUAGGAUCGAAUUAGAGGAAAUCGUUAAAGUAGCAAUGUUGUGCACACAAUAUCUUCCGGGCCACAGGCCAAAGAUGUCGGAAGUUGUAAGAAUGUUAGAAGGGGAUGGACUUGCAGAGAGAUGGGAAGCUGCACAGGGAGUCGAGUCAAGUUCAAAGUUCCGAACAGGGGAGCUUUCAUCGUCAGAGCGAUACUCAGACCUCACAGAGGACUAUUCCCUGCUUGGACAAGCCAUAGAACUCUCCGGUCCCCGAUAAGUUAGCAUUGAAGUAGAAAUCAAUGGGAAAGAAGGAAGAGAAGAUUAUAUAUAUUUUUUUUACUUUGUAUAUGUUCAAAUUUUCAAAGUGUAGUUGAUUUUGAGUGAGUUAUAGUAUAAUGUAGUUUUUUUUUUAGAUAUAUAGUCAUAAUCUUUUUAAAAGGCA